Molecule: messenger RNA, 1376 nt
Organism: Betta splendens (Siamese fighting fish)
Lineage: Eukaryota; Metazoa; Chordata; Actinopteri; Anabantiformes; Osphronemidae
Gene: sde2
Product: SDE2 telomere maintenance homolog (S. pombe)
Exons: 8
Coding region: 23-1159 (378 amino acids)
Cellular component (GO): nucleus
Source: RefSeq, a predicted model, not a curated record
GACCAUAGAGAAUGUAUUAAAAAUGCGCAUGCGUGUUGACCAAUCAGAAGCAGCCAACAUGGAGGUGUUUGUUUCCGCUCCGAGUUUCAGAUUUUCUAACUUAGUGUUUAUUGGCGGUUCUGUGGUUGGAGAUGUUUUAAACCAGAUCGUCCAGAACCAGAGAGCCUCCCCUUCAGAUUUCUAUGUUACCAAAAAUGGCAGACCGUCCCCUCUGGAGGAUCCUCUGCAGCAUGGAGCAGUCUAUCACCUGGAGCCCCGGCUCUGCGGAGGCAAAGGAGGGUUUGGCUCGAUGCUGCGAGCUCUGGGCGCUCAGAUCGAAAAGACCACCAACCGCGAAGCCUGUAGAGAUCUGAGUGGACGACGACUCAGAGACGUCAACCACGAGAAAGAGAUGGCUGAGUGGCUAAAGAAACAAGCAGACCGAGAGGCAGAGAAGGAACAGCGGCGUCUGGAACGUCUGCAAAAGAAACUGGCUGAACCCAAACAUCAGUUCACUGAUCCGGAGUUCCAGCAACAGUGCCACGACCUGUCAGAGCGACUCGAGGACUCUGUUCUCAAAGGUCUGCAGGUGUCAUCCAGUGGCCUGGUGAAGGUGGAUGACGUCUCAACGGCAAAGAGACCAAACCCAAAUCAGAGCCAACAGCAACAGAAAAAGAGGAAGAUGGGUUCAGCAGCUGCAGCGUGUUCCUGGAUGGGUCUGGAUGAACUGCUGAGUUCAGAGGAGGACGAGGACCCUCUGUCUGCCUCGUCCUCCAGCUGUGAAGGUCCAGCAGUUGCCAUGAUGGCACAUAAAGAGGAGGCGGAGCCUGAGCAGAGCUCGUGCUCCACUAAUAACACCUGCACAGACUGCCCCCCCAAACCCACACAGGACCAGAAACCCGCAGAGGCCUCUACAGACCAGACCAUCAGACCUUCCGACGAGUCCAAAUGUUCUGAGCCGCCGCUCGCUUGUCUACGCCUCCAUCUCUCCUCCGUGGCGACUGUGGACCAGCUGGAGUCUCUGGGUCUGGAUGUGCUGAAGCAGGAACUGAUGUCUAGAGGGUUGAAGUGUGGGGGAACGCUGUCAGAGCGCGCGGCCAGACUCUACUCCAUCAAAGGACUGAGCCCAGAUCAGAUUGACCCUGCACUGCUCGCCAAGCCAGAGAAGAGCAAGAAGUGACCGAAGCUGCUUCUGGACUUUUACCUUUUUUUUCAGCCAAUAGUUUCCAACAGAAUUCAAAGUCCCCUUGACGUCUGUGCUGAAGCAGAGCUUUGUCUCUGCAGUGAACUCUUCUUCUUUUUAGUAGUUGUGGAUUGUAUUUGAGGAUGUGUUUGUGCCAGAGUUCAGCGUCUUCUGAAAUGAUUCAUGUUUUAAUUAAAAUGUCUUGAACCCAAAA